AAGUCCAGACCAAGUCCAGACCUGGUCCAGUCCUGGUUCAGUUCUGGUCUCUGUAUAUCCUGUGUUAUAUCUGAUUAUAAUAAUAAUGCGUUUUAUUGACGUUUGGUCAGAGACGUGUCAGAUCCUCACAGGCUCUGAUUCAGACAUCGACCCAGGACCAGGUCUAGACCAGGAACAGGACCAGAACAGGACCAGGUCUAGACCAGGAGCAGGACCAGACCAGGAGCAGGACCAGACCAGGACCAGGUCUAGACCAGGACAAGGACCAGGUCUAUACCAGGACCAGACAAGAAUCAGAUUAAAACCAAACCAGGACUAGAGCAGAGGACCAGGUCUGGGCCAGGACCAGACCAGGACCAGACUAGAACCAGACCAGGACCAGAGCAGGACCAGGUCUAGGUCAGGUCCAGAUCAGGACCAAAUCAGGACCAGACAUGGACUAAACCAGAACUAAACCAGGGCUAUAGCAGGUCUGGAGAGGUCUCAGCUGGGGCUGGGAGGUUGUGGGUCUGUGAUGGAAAAUGGACUCAUUAGAAUCUAACACAGAUCAAUAAAAGUGAUCAAGACAAAACAUGCCCCCCCUCCCACCCUGCUCUUAAAUGCACACACACACACUACUACACACACACCAUAACUGCUGCCUGCCUCCCCCACACUAAACGAGCGAUCAUCCACCCUAAACCAGGAUUUAACCAAGACAAAACCAGGACUUUGUCGGUCUCUGAGUGCGCUGUGGAGGCGUCUGAGAACUAUUUCAGGUCUAAAGCAGGACUCUCUCGGUCUAGGUCUUGCUGAGGGCCUGUGGAGGUGUUUGAGGACUAAACCGGAUAUAAGUGACGACUCUCCAGUCUGAACCUCGUCUACUACAAACCCAGUCUACAUCUGGUCUAAAUCCGGUAUAAACCCAGUCUAAACUCGGUCUAAACACGGUCUAAACCUGGUCUAAAUACGGUCUAAACCUGGUCUAAACCCUGUCUAAACCUGGUUUAAACUCGGUCUAAACCCAUCUGAACCCGGUCUAAACCCAUCUAAACCCGGUCUAAACCCAUCUAAACCCGGUCUAAACCCAUCUAAACCCGGUCUAAACCUGUCUAAACACAGUCUAAACCCAUCUAAACCCGGUCUAAACCUGUCUAAACCCGGUCUAAACCCAUCUAAACCCGGUCUAAACCUGUCUAAACACAGUCUAAACCCAUCUAAACCCGGUCUAAACCUGUCUAAACCCGGUCUAAACCCAUCUAAACCCGGUCUAAACCUGUCUAAACCCGGUCUAAACCCUGUCUAAACCUGGACUCUUGCUGAUGGCCGUGGAGGCGUCUGAGGAGAUGGAAGCUUGAGCUGAUUUGAUUAUUUCUGAAAUGUGAGAAUUUUAAUCAGAUUUUCUCCAACUGCUCCUCACCCUAACCCUCCAACUGAAAGACACCUGCACCACUGUGUCAGAUGCCCUCCAGCUGCCCAUUCCUGCUUGUCUUUACUUGUCUAACCUUAACCUAAAUCUGAUAAUGCUAAAUUUGCCUAAAACUAUCUAUUAUUCUGUUUUGUAAGUUUCACUUUUGUUCUUGACAUUCUCUGUCUGACCUCCCUUCGCUCCCCUCAAACCCCCUUCAGAACACUAUCACAACAGAGCCUUGUACAUGUUUUUGAUUUGGUAACAACAUUAUAACAUGGUAGAAAAGCUCCAAAAAGUAGAUUUUGCACAAUACCUCCUCUUUAAACCCUAACCGUAACCUAUUUGAACCCAAAUUUGAAUGUGUUUUUAAAGCAACCGUAGCUCUGAUAAUAAAGGGAGUCUGGUCCUUGUGAUGUGAGUGUGUGCAAAGUUAAGUCCCCACACUGAGAAACACACACAAACCCAAACACACUAACACAAACCACACACACACACAGACACACACACUGAUGCAUUUAAAAGUGGGAGGGGCCUCACAGAGCAUCCCAGAACAGGAGAACAAGCUCCUCAGAGCAGACACGAGAGAAGAAGAGACAAGGAGGCAAGAGAGGAGGCAUCUGAGGAGACACGGAAACAAGGAAGCAUCUAAGGAAACAAAAAAGGAGGCAUCUGAGGACAUAAGGCAUAUCUAAGGAGACAGGGAGGCAAGAGAGGAAGCAUCUGAGGAGAUAAGGAAACUGGGGGGGACUUUAGGAAAGUAUCUAAGGAGACAAACAAGGAGGCAUUGGCGGACACGAGGGGGAAGGAAACUUCAGAGGAGCUUUCAGAGGAGAGGAGUUAGGAGACAUAUGAGGAGGAUGGAGUUGCAGCCCUGAGCAUUCACAAGUCAAUGGACUUUUUUUGAAGCUGAUACCGCUCUGUGGACCUGGUCCGGACCCGUUCUCGGACCCGUUCUCGGACCCGUUCUCGGACCCGUUCUUGGACCCGUUCUUGGACCUGGUCUAGACCUGGUCUGAACCUGGUCUCUAAAUUUGGUGAAGAUUUUGUGAAGACCUGGCGAUGCUGGUCCGGUGCGAUCUGGCCGUUGUCAUGGUGACACUGAUGGUGGUCACCGCGGGAGAUGGAGCCAGAGUCGUCAGCGGUCAGACGGUGUGCCCGGUUCCUGGCGAGCCCUGUUAUAAGAUGGCGUACUUCCGCUCGGUGACCAGCAGGGUGUCCUUCUCUGAGGCGGUGCAGGCCUGUGACACAGACAAGGGGGCGCUACUGAGCAUUGAGUCUGAGGAGGAGCAGAGGACAAUCGAGAGACUGCUAAAGGAGCUCCGUUCUGGUGCUGGCUCGGACUCGGGGAUCACAGACGGAGACUUUUGGAUCGGACUGACCCGGACUGAGACCUGGGACCAGAACCAGACUCAGUCCUGCCCCGGGCUGUACCAGUGGACCGACGGCAGCAGCGCCACAUACAGACACUGGUACGAGGAUGAGCCGUCGUGUGGUGGCGAGGCCUGUGUGGUCAUGUACCAUCAACCCACUGCACUUCCUGGAGUGGGCGGGGCUUAUCUGCACCAAUGGAAUGAUGACCGCUGCAACAUGAAGCACAACUUCAUCUGCAAGUACCACCCAGACUCAGAGCUCAGGACUCACAGUGACUCUCCACAUCUCACAGUGACCACAGAGUCGACUCCAGAGAAAGAAAAAGAGGCUCCACCUCAAACCCAGGACACAGACUCAGGUACUCUGCUGUUGUACAUAGUGAUUCCUACGAUUCCUCUUCUGCUGCUGAUUCUCGUGGCCUCAGGAAGCUGCUGUUGUCAGAGACUGCACCACACUAAAUCUCGCUCCAAAACUCCGGCCGACCAAUCAAACCUGUGGAUCUCCUCGUCUCCUAAAGCGCACGUCUGAGCCUCCUACCUCCUAUGGCCUACCUCCUAGCUCCUACCUCCUAGCUCCUAUCUCCUUCGGCUGCACAGACCUGAUGCUAAAGCUACAAUCUAUUACACCUGUCAAUACAAAGAACUUUCUCUAAAACUGGUUCAGAUCAGUGUAGACCUGGUUCAGACCUGGUUCACCACUAGUCCAGUCCUGAUUAUAAAACUGUAUAUAUUCUAUUUCACUCUCAGUGAAAUCCUCUGAAAUAACUUAAAUCAUAAACUAGUUCAGACUUGGUUCAAUCCUGUGUGUAGACCUGGUUCACAUCUGUGUUAAACUUGUCCAAACCAUAGACUGUGUAUUUAAAUGGACAUAUCUGUCCCACUAGCUGCCGUUUUCCAAACAGGAAGUGAGCAUGGUCACACUUCCAGUUCCUUUGGCUCUGAAAAACCGUGUCCCCUCUCUCUGUAACUGCUGCUGUCACACUCAUCAUUUUGGUACAAAAAUAUUCACGUUCACCUGCUUUACAUGAUCCUGGGGUUUUUAUUUAACUAUUUUGUCUGUAGAUAUGAACAUUAACGUCAGACAAUACCGAGGUCGCUCCCGCUAGCCUUAGCAACAGAUUUUAUUGACAGUGUUGCUAAGCGCUGCUAAACUAGCGUUACGGGCGAGAAAGGGCGUGCCUUCAAUAACCUCACUCCUGAUUGGCUCUAUGCUGCUAUGAUACUCACGGUCAGAAUUUCAAAUAUGGAGCUCAGCAGUGGAGUGCGGUGACUCAAAAUGACUCAGUAUAUAUGCAUUUAAUGUCAGUAAAAAUAAAUAUACUACUUUGCAGUUUAGUUUCUGUGAAAGGUGGCACUAUUAAAUUGUCAUUGACUAAAUAUUGAUAUCCACUCCAUGUCUGCUUACCUGCUCACAAAAGUCACCGCAUGCUACUGGAACUCGGCUCCAAAUUGACCACUAUAACUGCUAACCUCCAUGAGCUUCAUCUGGAGCCAAAGUCUGCAGGUGACACUUAGCCCACUUCUUUACACAGUCUAUGCUCUAAACCCACAAAGACCCAGUUCAAGUCCUCUGAAGUUUUCUCGUGUUCUUGGUCCUGUCGUGAAUCUUCAUCUGACCGAGUGCUGUGCUGUGAGAUAAGUCCAAAAUAAACUCAUUUACACCACAUGUUUCAUCUGUUUAUUUACCAUAAAAC
Messenger RNA from Periophthalmus magnuspinnatus, 4454 nucleotides. RefSeq names its product chondrolectin (gene chodl). The record is from RefSeq and is a predicted model, not a curated record. Gene Ontology annotation, biological process: positive regulation of axonogenesis. NCBI's taxonomy places the organism in Eukaryota, Metazoa, Chordata, Actinopteri, Gobiiformes, Gobiidae. The transcript is spliced from 8 exons. Gene Ontology annotation, cellular component: cytoplasm. Bases 2450 to 3289 code for a protein of 279 amino acids.